Bursaphelenchus xylophilus (pine wood nematode) is the source of this 1180-nucleotide messenger RNA. NCBI's taxonomy places the organism in Eukaryota, Metazoa, Nematoda, Chromadorea, Rhabditida, Aphelenchoididae. The record is from the annotation of a GenBank genome assembly.
AUGGCUCAACUCUCUGGUGCCGAGUAUCUGGCCUCCAUUUAUGGUACCGAGAAGGAUAAGGUUUGUUAAUUUAGGUGUUUUCUCUGGCCGAGAACGGCUUGGAUCUCGAUCCUCCCGCAUUUUAGAUACGUACUGCACGUACAAAUGGUGCUCAUUUGGAGUUGCUCAGAAAUUUUAUGGGAUUUUGCGUUUUUUAUAUUACUUUAGAGAAUUUCAGCGUUUUCAGAUGGUUUUAGGUUUUUGCCACGGAUUUUUUUAGAUUUUAGGGCGACUUGGUCUAAAUUAGACAACACAGAGAUCUGUCCUUGUGUGUAAGUGCUCAAGGGACUGCAGGGUGGGGGAAAUUUCAGGGUCAAGUCGGUUGUUUGCAUACAGGUUAUAACUUCUUAUUAUUUUAGGUAAAUUGCUCGUUUUACUUUAAAAUUGGAGCCUGCCGACAUGGAGAUAAGUGCUCGAGAACUCACAACAUGCCUACCUUCUCCCAAACGGUUCUUCUGAAGAACCUGUACCACAAUCCGGUCAUUGACAUGAGACAAGCUGAUGCCUUUUCUAAAGUAAGCUAAUUUUAUUAAUUUUUAUUCUGUUUUUAGGUUGGUCAAGCUAACACGGAGGAGCAAAAGUUCUUUGAUGAUUUCUUUGAAGAAAUCUUUAUGGAGAUUGAUGAAAAGUACGGAAGAAUUGAAGAAAUGAAUGUCUGUGAUAACAUUGGAGAACAUAUGAUUGGUAAUGUCUAUGUCAAGUUUUAUAGAGAAGAAGAUGCCGAGAAGUGUGUCAAGGGGCUGGAGAAUAGAUGGUGGGUUAUUUUCCUUAUUUUUGUUUUGAAAUUUAGACAGGUUUCCAAACAUUAUACAUGAUGAAGCAGAAAAAACGAUAAUAUUUUUCUUUUAGGUUUAAUGGAGAACCAAUCUAUGCCGAACUUUCUCCGGUUACCGACUUCCGAGAAGCCUGCUGUCGUCAGUACGAGUUGGGUGGUUGCCAGAAGGGAGCUUUCUGCAAUUUCAUGCAUCUGAAACCCAUUUCUCGCGACCUCAGAAGGCGCCUUUAUGGUAACCGUGCUCGUUCUCCACCCCGCGGAGGUGGUGGUGGCGGUCGCCGGGGCGGCGGUGGACCUCCAAGACGUGACGACUAUGGCGGCGGUGGUGGCCGCAGACGUUCCAGAUCUCCUCGGCGGCGAUAUUAA